Girardinichthys multiradiatus is the source of this 1500-nucleotide messenger RNA. RefSeq names its product metabolism of cobalamin associated Da (gene mmadhca). The record is from RefSeq and is a predicted model, not a curated record. Gene Ontology annotation, biological process: cobalamin metabolic process. Bases 135 to 1040 code for a protein of 301 amino acids. The transcript has 8 exons. Gene Ontology annotation, cellular component: mitochondrion. NCBI's taxonomy places the organism in Eukaryota, Metazoa, Chordata, Actinopteri, Cyprinodontiformes, Goodeidae.
UAAUCGGCUGUAUUACGUCUUGUGUUUUGGUUACGCAAACAUAAACUGAUUUUGACCCUCGGCAGGUUCCGUCGUUAUUUUUAGAAGGCAGUCGGGCAAGUUGACGAGUUUAAAGGUGAAGGCGGCGAGCAACAAUGUCAAGCAGUGUGCUGUGUGGUCGAAGCAGGUUGGUCCUGCCUCAGACUGCUGGCCGACAAGCUUGGACAUCACUCAGGGUUGCAAGAAGUAGAACGUUCUCAGCUGCAAGCUCUGAUGAGCCAUACCUUGCUGUGUCACCCGCAGACUCAGGUCCCAGGACCGUGUGGCCAGAUGAGAGCAUGGGACCAUUUGGACCUCAGGACCAGCGCUUCCAGUUGCCGGGUAACGUAGGGUUUGACUGCCACCUGGAAGGCAUGGGGAACCAAAAGAAGGUUCCAGUUCACAGGACUGUGCCUGAUGUACUGACGACUCCAAGCAGCACAGAGAGACACCAGUUUACACUGGCCCAGUUUGUCAAUGAGUUUCAUGGAAAAUUGGGCCCUUUAUCUACAAGAGUCCACAAAGCUGAUCAGUACUUUAACCAGACAGAGACAGACUGUUCUAUAAGUUCCUGCCCUGAACUCUUAAGAAAAGAACUCGAGCUGUUGUUCCCCUCGGCACCAACGGCCUCCAUCACAGUUGUGACAGUGACACAGAGGACCAGUCGGAGAGACGACGGAGCAGCAGAGCCGGACCAAGACCAACUGCUUCAUAAAUUUGUGAGCGGUGCUAAGGAGAUGUGUUUUGCCCUGUGGACGGCGGGAUACUGGGCAGACUUUAUUGACCCAACAACAGGAGAAGCUUUUUUUGCGUCUCCAUCAAGUGUGACCGCACUGAUAGCAGAGGAGCAGCUCAGACAUCUGGGCUUUCACAUCGAAGUGUCGGGCUCCUGCACCGUCAUUCGCCACAUCCUCAGGGGAACGCCUUUAUUCGUUGGGGCUGUUUUCACCAAUGCACCUCCUAACAGUGCUGCUAUUACGAGAUUACAAGGACUAUCGAAUGGAUCUGAUGAUGAAGAAUAGGGUUAUUUUUAAUAAUCUCCACCAGGAGAUCUGCACAGAAUGCCUCUAAUUGUGGUGUCGGAGAUGUGUGAUUUGGCCAGGUUGUUUGUAAAAAACCUAUCUAACUGGAACACUGUAAGGACACCCCAGUGCUAUUAACGACUCUACCACAGACCUUUGUUUUGUCCUUCACUACAUCCAGGGUGAACCACACUUGGCAAAGCGUCAACUUUGCCAUAUGCUCAAUCUGUAGAAAGUGUAAUAUUUUUAGAGAAUAUUUGUAUUUAUGAAAUAAUAUUUUCCAGGUGAAUAUUCCUCGCAGGAACAGUGCAAGGUUCAAAACGACCAUAACACGUCAGCUAGAAAGAUUUCAGAUCACCUUUUACAACAACGUGGAUUAUUCUGUUGCACCCAGUCUGAGGAAACAACAGAAACAGUUUCCAUUGAAGUACCACACUGCAAAUAAAAUGUUUUCCUUUCA